CAGAGGGGUUGAAAAGCAUUCACCUCCCACACAGUCAAAACAUCACACAAUGUCGAAGCAAAUACAGCAGGGCCCAGAAUCAAUCUAUGACUUCACCGUUAAGGAUGCUGAGGGAAAGAGUGUGAAUCUGAGCAUUUACAAGGGGAAAGUCCUACUGAUUGUCAAUGUUGCCUCCAAAUGUGGAUUAACCAACUCAAAUUACACAGAGCUGAAUCAGUUAUACGAGAAGUACAAAGAUCAAGGCUUAGAGAUAUUGGCAUUUCCAUGCAAUCAGUUUGGAGAGGAGGAACCGGGAAGUAAUGAACAGAUCUUAGAGUUUGUGUGCACUCGCUUCAAAUCAGAAUUCCCGGUCUUUGACAAGAUUGACGUAAAUGGCGACAAUGCUGCUCCCCUGUACAAGUUCUUAAAGUCAGGAAAAUGGGGAAUCUUUGGGGAUGAUAUCCAGUGGAACUUUGGCAAAUUCCUGGUUGACAAAAAUGGGAAAAUUGUUGAUCGUUAUUACCCUACAACUUCCCCUCUCACCGUUGAGAAUGAUGUAAAGAAGUUGUUGGAGGUGUCUUAAAUUCUGAGAAAUGAAGAAGAGCUUAUUAGUAUCAUAGCAGAUAUCAAGCUCCUCAUGUUUGCUUACCCUGUUUGUGUGUGCACCUGACUCUUGGACACGAAGUUGUACUUGGAUGAUAUUAUGUUUAAAGAUGACUCCCUUUGUUUCUCUGGUGUAAUCAAAUCAUCCGUUUUUUUUUUUUUUUUUCCCUUUUGGUUUUCUCAAGAAUCUGAAACCGAAUUCUGUUCAUCCUUAUGAUCCUGUUCAGUAUUUGGGUUUUCAAUGGAUUCUCCAACAACUACUCCCCUUAGCAUCGAGAAGGACAUAAAGAAACUGCUUGGAAUCUCAUAAGUGCUGCAUCAUCUCUCUUUAACAAAUAAAUAAGAACCCGAUGAGGAUGUUUCUGUAAUAAGCACCAUGAUGAGGGUGUUUUCAGGAUGUUUUAUGUUCACGUACUACAGUUGUGUUUGAUAAGAGUAGUGUUUUGGUUGAAUAAAGAUCAGAUGUUAUUAUUAACUAUCA
Molecule: messenger RNA, 1063 nt
Organism: Vitis riparia (riverbank grape)
Lineage: Eukaryota; Viridiplantae; Streptophyta; Magnoliopsida; Vitales; Vitaceae
Product: probable glutathione peroxidase 8
Exons: 7
Coding region: 50-562 (170 amino acids)
Biological process (GO): response to oxidative stress
Molecular function (GO): glutathione peroxidase activity
Source: RefSeq, a predicted model, not a curated record